UCUGGAAAGAAAACAUAUCUUAAGAUUGAACAGAAAAACUAUUAUGAAAGACACCAAGCUCACAUUUGUUAAAUGACUUUGUGCUCUUGAAAAGAAAUGUAUGAAAAGCACAUUGCCAACUGCUCUGCAUGAUAUCCUUUGUUUGGAUUUUAGACACAGCUUGACUGACAACAGAGAUCCUGAAUAAGAGACUCUUUGGAUGCUGAAAAGUCUUUUAAAGAAGGUGAUAUACUGAUUUCAGAGAAGAAUUUCAACACUGUUCUGUUGAAGGUUACACUCAGCCCUGAACCACAUUACUUUCCUGUCUAAGUUUCAUUUCCUGGGGGCUUGCCAAGCGAUAAACAGACCCAGGCAUGUGUGGUAGAUUUGAGGUUUUUUAGCACGAAGUGGGAGGCUGGAGUUUGCUUUAAAAUAUCAAUUGACUUUGUGAUCAUUAUGGAAAUGCUGGCCCACGGUCUUCAAAAGACAAUGGAGAAAAAAUGGAAAUACUGUGCUGUCUGUAUCAUCCAGAUACAUUUUAUCAAGGGAGUUUGGGAACAAACUUUCAAUACAGAAGAAGACAUUUAUGCUCCACUUGGCUCUGAUGUCAACCUGACCUGCCAAACACAGAAGAUAGGCAUCUUGGUGCAGAUACAGGACUUUAGUAUUUCCUGUAAGACAAAUCUAUUUGCAAUGAAUUCUAAAGCACUUUACAAACCAAUCGGAGAUUCAUGUAUUUUCUACCUUAUGUUUGUUACAGUUACACCAGAUGAGUGGAAAAUCAACCAUACAAUAGAAAUAGAGAUAAAUCGGACUCUGGAAAUACCAUGCUUUCAAAAUAGCUCCUCAGAAAUUUCAUCUGAGCUCACCUAUGCAUGGUUGGUGGAAAACAGCAGCACAGACUCUUGAGUCCUUCUUUAUAAGGGCAUAAAGGAACAUAAUAGAACUCAGGAAACACUUCUCAUCAGCAAUUCCACAUUAUUUAAAGAUAGAGUCAAGCUUGGUACAGACCACAGACUCCACCUCUCUCCAGUCCGAAUCUUUGAUGACGGGCAGAAGAUCUCUUGCCGCAUCAGAGUCAGUGCUGACAAAAUCUUGAGGAGCUCCACCACUGUCAAGGUUUUUGCUAAACCAGAAAUCCCUGUGAUUGUGGAAAAUAACUCCAUGGAUGUCUUGGUAGAGAGAACAUUUACCUGCUCACUAAAGAAUGUAUUUCCCAAAGCAAAUAUCACAUGGUUUAUAGAUGGAAGUUUCCUUCAUAACGAAAAAGAAGGAAUAUAUAUUACUAAUGAAGACAGAAAAGGCAGAGAUGGAUUUUUGGAGCUGAAGUCUGUUUUAACAAGGGUGCAUAGUAAUCAGCCAGCCCAAUCAGACAACUUGACCAUUUGGUGUAUGGCUUUGUUUCCAGUUCCAGGAAAUAAAGUGUGGAACAUCUCAUCAGAAAAGAUCACUUUUUCCUUAGGCUCUGAAAAUUCCCCAACAGACCCUCCAUUGAGUGUUACAGAAUCUACCCUUGACACCUUACCUUCUCCAGCCAGCAGUGCCUCACCUACAAGAUAUCCGGCUACAUCUUCAGUGACUCUUGGAGAUGCGAGAGCCUCGAAGCCAAACAGCGCUCCUCACUCCAGCACUUCCAUUGUGACAACCCGAGGCUUCAGCUACCCCCAGACCUCCAGUGGGACAGAUGCCAAAAAAUGUGUUUCGCGGAUACCCCAUGAAACACACAGUUCAUCUCCCUCAGGUGCAGGCUCAACACUUCAUGACAAGGUCUUUACCAGCUCAGCCAGAGCAUUUUCCGAAGUCCCCACAACUGCCAAUGGAUCUACGAAAACUAAUCACAUCCAUAUCACUGGUAUUGUGGUCAAUAAGCCCAAAGAUGGAAUGUCCUGGCCAGUGAUCAUAGCAGCCUUACUCUUUUGCUGCAUGGUGUUGUUUGGCCUUGGAGUGAGAAAAUGGUGUCAGUAUCAAAAAGAAAUCAUGGAAAGACCUCCCCCUUUCAAGCCACCGCCACCUCCCAUCAAGUACACUUGCAUUCAAGAGCCCAACGAAAGUGAUCUGCCUUGUCAUGAGAUGGAGACCCUCUACUCUCAUGAGACUUUGCCCCACAGCAGAACUCUGCUGGAAUCCUAUUGAGAAGGUAGACGCUGUGCUUUAUUAAUAUAGUCACUCUUCAGCCAC
This is a messenger RNA of Callithrix jacchus (white-tufted-ear marmoset), 2157 nucleotides long. The record is from RefSeq and is a predicted model, not a curated record. NCBI's taxonomy places the organism in Eukaryota, Metazoa, Chordata, Mammalia, Primates, Cebidae.